Messenger RNA from Symbiodinium sp. CCMP2592, 4668 nucleotides. The record is from the annotation of a GenBank genome assembly. Lineage: Eukaryota; Dinophyceae; Suessiales; Symbiodiniaceae.
AUGGGUCCUCCAGUUUUCGGUUUGGCCGGGUUUGAGGAGUUCGGAGAAGAUGUGGACAGGCAGAGUAUUGCUGAGUUCGUCUACGACACGACGGCCGGAAAAGGAAAGGAGACGGACGAAAGUGACCAGUUCAAGGCCAUCCAGGAGGUCAUACUGACCAUCACCAAGCAGGACUUCACUCGCCUUCGUGGCCUUGCGCAGAAGCUGGUCAGGUAUGACCGCUUCCCAGCGGAGGAUCAGAAAGCCAAAGCGAAGAAGGGUCCGCAGAUGGAGAUGGAGUAUGAGUUUGGAUCAGAGCUUGAUUUCGUCUACCCGUUGGAGGCGGACUCCACAGCGGCCUGGCGGCUCACACCCGAGGAGCCUGAGAAGGAGCCAAUCGAGCAGCUCUUCUUCCACCAGGCCAAGGCAUUGAUUCGAGGAGGAGCUUCCUCAGCUCCGCCGAAAGCCAAACCUAGCAAAGUCGAGCGCCGAAAGGAGCUCCUUUGGUUCCGAGGCGCCUGUGAAGAGCACUUGGCCAGACAGGGGCAAGCAGGAAGUUCCUCCAGCGCCGGCGGUGGCGGCGGCACAUCAAUGACGGUGGAGGAGCUGAUGGGCCAGCUUCUGGAAACGUUAGACAAGGGAGAGGAUGCCGAUCAGGGUGCUCUCAUCGAUCUUCUCGGCUUCGAGGCCUUCGAGUUUGUCGGGCAUUUGAUCGACCGGCGCCAGAGCAUCCUCGAGGACUGGCUCGAGCUGAAGAGGCAAGCCUCCGACAUCAUUACGAAGCAGGGACAAUCCGCUGCGGCGAAGCCGCAGCAGCGUGGAGCGAGCUUCGGUCCUCGCAUCUCGGUCAUGUCCGAGAGCGAGAAGAAGAACGCCAAGAUGAACAAGAAGGCUGCCAUCCGCGAAAACAAACCCAGCUCUGAGAAUGCUCACUCCGCCGCCUUACAGUUACUGGCAUCCUUGAGUGCGGAUCCGGAGGAAAUCGAUGAGCUGGAGAUCAAGAAGCCUCUGGUGGCCGCAAAAUCCUCGAGUGAGAACAAGAGCAAGAACAUCCAUCAAUCCAACUUGGCUGGGAUGGGUCUCAAGCUCGUUCUCCCCGAGGGCACCGAGAGGAAGCACUUCAAAGGCUACGAGCGUGUGGAUGUGCCAGCGGCACCACCCUUCGACCCGGAGGUUGCUAAAGUGAACUACGUGCAGAUCAAGGAAUUGCCACAGUGGGCGCAAAUCGCGUUCAAAGGCACCGAGAAGCUGAACACGAUCCAGUCGAUUGUGUUCAAUGCAGCCUUUGGCCGCUCGCAGAACUUGCUGAUCUGUGCCCCCACAGGCGCCGGCAAGACCAACAUCGCCGUGCUCACCAUCUUGCGCCUCAUCGGCCAGCACAUGGACGCUGCAGGUGGCAUCGGCCGCGACUUCAAGGUCGUCUACAUGGCACCCAUGAAAGCUUUGGUCGGGGAAGUGUCUGAGAAGUUUCAGCAGCGUCCCGGCCUCGACCGGAGUUCCUUUCAAGGGAAUGUCAACCCGUACCAGCGCACGAAUCAUACGACACGGAAAAGCAUCCUUGCAGAAACGUUCGUCGCAUUGCAGAGAGGAGCCGUGCCGAAGUUCCGGCGUGAAAAACUCGCCGUCGCCCUCUACACAGUUGCCCGGGUCAUCGCCAACUUGACUGUUGGGUUUCUCAUUUUUAGACACGAAUUCAGUGCUGGACACGGCGACACACUCGACGCAAUCAUAGCAAUGAUUUGCGACGGCCUCGUGAGGCCUGUGGUUACUGGGCUUGGGGUAUUUAUGUUGUUUCAUCGGCCACUGCGAUUGUCGGACACGUCGCAACUACAUCUUUGGACCCGACGGGCCCUCUAUUGCCUCGCCUCCUGCCAUCUCGACAUCGCCUUUAUCUUCUGGCAACUGAGCAUGAACAGUCUGUUACCGCUCACAGUCAUCAUUUGGGAAGGCUUGUGCAAUGCCCUACAGAUGCACAUGACGAAUAUCAAGAUUCACGCCCUGGGCUUGCAACAGAUUGGACGAGUCUGCAAAGCACUGACAGGCGCAAUGGCUUGCUUCUGGGUACUUUUGUUUGCCACUGUGUGUGCUGUGUUUGUUGCUCCCCAAUCAUCUUUCACCAUGUGCGCUGACAAGGCCAGUCAAGCAGCUCUCAUGCUUGCUGCAGCUUCGAGCAUGCUGGUGAUACUGGGUCAGCUUCUGGGCUUGUGUUUUGCAGCUGGCAGAGCUCUGCAUGCUGGGUGGCAGGAUGCAGACGUCAGGCAUACUGCCUGCCUCCUAUACGUCAACUCCAUGCUACAGCUUCUGGGCCCCAUGAUGAGUGUAAGGGGGGUUCACGGGUUUACCUGCUUCUACAGUGCGGAGAGUUGCGACGACCUGACAUUUCUGACGCUGGACAUCUGCUUUCAGGUGCUAAACGUGUUGCUGCUAAGUGGUCUGGUGGGGCCCCAGCGGUGGCAGGAUCCCAUGGCGGCCUUUCAGAAGCUCGCGAACCUCCAGGGUUUCGGCCUCGCUUCCAAGCGCAUCGCCUUCUCCGGACAUGUAAACGACAAUGCCAGUGACUGCAUCGUUUCUUUCCCCGGCAAAUACAGCGAGGAGUGGGACCAAGCCGUCUCUGUGGCGAAGACCCAAGAAGCCUUUUCGCUCGCUUGCGUGUUCCUCACGGACAGGGCUUCCGGACUGGGCGUCCACUGCGACAACCCCGACGACCCGGGAGAGUGCUGGUGCCGUGCCAUCUACGGGCACCUCCCUGCUUCCACCUACAUCAGCGUAGUCGACAUGCGCCCUGAGAUGCAAAGUUCCGAAGCCAAGAUCGACUUGGAGUUCAAGCUUGCAGACGCGGAGGCCAUGGGGCAAUGCCUGGUCAUUCGAGAUGCGCAUUGCGGCGAAAUCGAGUGGCAGCGGAAGCUCGCCGACGCCGAGGAGGACGCCCGCGCCCGCUGCGCCGCAAACCAUGGCCGAGCUCCUUGGGGCUGUCGAUGGUUCGAAGACUGGAGGAGGAACGUGCACAAGGCCGUGGAGCUCAAGCAAACCCUCCACGUCUUCUACUUCGAGGAUCGGAAGGGCCGCGGCAAGAUGAGUUGGGAUGAGCUUCCUUCGGAGGAGGUGCAAGCCAAGGCGCGAGUUCGGCAGCAGAGUGGGCUCGGCGCCUCGCAAACCGCGGAGGUUGCCUACCUGGACAAAGAAGGCAUUGCCUACGUUGAACACGACAUCCGUGAGUUUCAGGAGCGGUUUAAGAAGAGUUGCGGCUCAUUCAAAAAGGGAGCGUCUCCGAAGAUCUGGCACGCACAGCUUGCGGUGGUUCUGUAUACACUUGCCCGUGUCGUCGCCAACUUGACUUCUGUGCGUCUCAGCGCAGAGGGCGUAGAACGAAACUGGUUCUCUGCGAAAGCACUGAUUUGCGAUGGCGUGGUAAGGCCCGUGGCUGGUGGCUGCGGGAUGUUGAUUUUGCAUUCUCGCUUUGAGCGAUUGUCGGAGCCAUCGUUGUGUCUCUGGACCCGAGGGGCCCUGUACUGCCUCGCAUCUUGCCACUGUGACGUUGCCGUUUUUCUGUGGGGAGGCGCGAUGACCGCGCCGAUGGCAGCAUUCUCGAUCUUUGCUUGGGAAGGCUGUUGUCAUGCAAUACAGAUGCAGAUGUCGAAUCUCAAGCUGCAUGUGCUGGGCCUGAAACGACUUGCACGGGUUUGCCAGGUACUGACAGGCAUUAUGCUGUGUGCGUGGGUGUUUGUCUUUGUCACUGUUUAUUCCGACAGGGCGAUCGGGCGUUGGGCUCCUAGAUGGCGGAUGCGAUAUUUCGCUAUCUUGAUCGCUGUAGCCUGUACUGUGAUGGGGUUGCUGGUUCAAUUUCUUGGGCUGUGUUUUGCAGCUGGCAGGGCUCUUAGUUUCGGAUGGCGCGAUUCUGGGGUUGGGCGUGCUGCCAGCUUACUCUAUGUCAACGCCAUGUUGUUGCUUCUUGGCCCCUUCAUGAGCAUCUACGCUACUAAUGGGCUUCUUGAAUUUACCGGCAUGACGCUGAUGACGGUGGACAUUUGCUUUCAAGUUCUGAACGUGCUGCUGCUGAGUGGCCUGGUCGGGCCUCGGCAGUGGCAAAAUCCUAUGGCUGCCUUUCAGAAGCUCGCAACACUCCAUGGCUUCGGCCUGGCCGCAAAGCGUAUCGCCUUCUCCGGGCACGUAAACGACAAUGCCAGUGACUGCAUCGUUUCUUUUCCUGGCAAAUACAGCGGGGAGUGGGACCAGGCGGUUUCUGCGGUUAAGACGCAAGAAGCUUUGUCACUCGCCUGCGUGUUCCUAACUGACCGAGCAUCCGGAUUGGGUGCGCACUGCGAUAACCCCGAUGACCCGGGACAGUGCUGGUGCCGCGCCAUUUACGGUCACCUCCCUGCUUCCACUUACAUAAGUGUUGUCGACAUGCGACCUGAGAUGCAGGCUUCCCAAGCCCCAAUCGAAUUGGAGUUCAAACGAGCAGAUGCACUGGCGAUGGGGCAACGCUUGGCAACUUGGUUCGACAGCAGUGCUAACAUUCGUCGCCUCGAACCCACUGUCAUCCGAGAAGAGCACUAUGGUGAACUGGAGUGGCAGCGGGAGCUCGCCGACGCCGAGGAGGACGCCCGUGCCCGUUGCGCCGCACACCAAGGAAGGGCUCCAUGGGGCUGCCGCUGGUUCGAGGACUGGAGGAGGAGCCUUGUUUUUUGA